AUGGGGGCUCAGCAGGCGAAAGAACGCGGUACGGCCAGCGGCGCGUCCAUGCGUUCGACGAGAAACAAGCCGCGAGUACCCAAGGACCCCCGCAUGCUCGGCUCCAACAUUUUUACCGAACACAGCGAGGCCCUUCUGCAAAGUCGGCCAUUGCCUCACAUCCCCGAUUUGCCGGACGGUGAAGGCACCUCCGCAGCUCCAGCUACGCCGCAACCCCUUGAUGCGAACAGAUGGACUUCUAAAGAAAACUUACUAGCCCACCAUGAGGAAGACGAUCCUCAACUAUUUGUUGCACUGUAUGAUUUUCAAGCGGGCGGCGAAAACCAACUUAGUCUCAAGAAAGGAGAACAAGUACGUAUAAUGAGCUACAAUAAGAGCGGCGAGUGGUGUGAAGCUCACACAUUAUCCGGGGGUGUGGGAUGGGUUCCAAGUAACUAUGUGACGCCGGUAAAUUCAUUAGAGAAGCACUCUUGGUAUCACGGGCCAAUAUCACGAAAUGCCGCUGAAUAUUUGCUCUCAUCAGGCAUCAAUGGCAGCUUUCUCGUACGCGAGUCCGAGUCUAGUCCUGGCCAAAGAAGUAUAUCACUCAGAUACGAAGGUCGCGUCUAUCAUUAUCGUAUAAACGAAGACUCGGACGGCAAGGUAUAUGUGACGUCUGAAUCCAAAUUCGGUACCCUGGCCGAGCUUGUUCAUCACCACUCGGUGCUCGGUGAUGGUCUUAUAACUCAGCUGUUGUAUCCAGCCCCCAAACGCAACAAGCCAACAGUGUUCCCAUUGGCUCCUCCCGAUGAAUGGGAGAUCGAUCGCACUGAUAUAGUUAUGAAACACAAGCUUGGCGGCGGACAAUACGGGGAUGUAUAUGAAGCCACUUGGAAGAGAUGCAAUAUGACGGUGGCGGUGAAAACCUUAAAAGACGACACGAUGGCCCUAAAAGAUUUUCUUGAGGAGGCGGCUAUAAUGAAGGAGAUGCGUCACCCGAAUCUGGUUCAGUUGCUGGGUGUUUGUACCAGGGAACCACCUUUUUACAUCAUCACGGAGUUCAUGAGCCGCGGCAACCUCCUGGACUAUCUACGAACUGGGAACCGCGAACACAUUGACGCUGUGGUUCUCAUGUACAUGGCCACACAAAUUGCAUCCGGAAUGAGCUAUUUGGAAAGCCGCUCGUUUAUACACAGGGAUCUGGCAGCAAGGAACUGCCUCGUCGGCGAGAAUCAUCUGGUUAAAGUGGCUGACUUUGGUCUUGCUCGUCUCAUGCGUGACGAUACUUACACGGCCCACGCUGGUGCCAAGUUCCCGAUCAAAUGGACAGCCCCUGAGGGCCUGGCCUACAACACUUUCAGUACUAAGUCUGAUGUAUGGGCCUUCGGAAUACUCCUAUGGGAGAUAGCCACAUACGGCAUGUCACCUUAUCCCGGCGUUGAUUUGGCAGAUGUUUACCACAUGCUAGAGAAGGGCUAUCGUAUGGAGUGUCCGCCCGGUUGUCCCGCGGCCGUCUACGAGUUAAUGAGAGGGUGCUGGCAAUGGAGCCCCUCGGAUCGACCCUCCUUCCGCGAGAUACAUCACGCGCUCGAGCACAUGUUCCAGGACAACUCCAUCACCGAAGAAGUGGAGAAGCAGCUUCAAGAGGGUGUAUGUGCUACACCACAAAUGUCUCUGAAGAAGGGAGGAACAGGCGGCGAUAGGGUUCAGAUGAGAAGACCAACCAACCGCCGCGGGAAACAAGCGCCCACGCCGCCUAAGAGAACCAGUCUCUUGUCAUCGUGCAGUUCGUUCCGCGAGUCUCAGUACGCUGCUGAGGAUCAAGCUGGGCCUGAUGACGGGCUAGCUUCCCUUAACGGCGGGGGUCGUGGUGGGGGUCGCGAGGCUUCGUCCGAGGGUUCCCUUGCGGAAGCAACCCCGGAUACAGAUGAAUCGGGGGCCGGCAUGGGGGUGGCUGAACACCGACACAGAUCAAAAAGAAGACACGCACACGCACCGAUCCAACACCAACACCCGCCCGCACACGAACUGCAGCCCAAGCAAGGGGUGCAAGUAGCUGCACUUGAAGUGCAAAACGUAAAGCGCGCCAUCAAUAGAUAUGGAACACUGCCGAAGGGGGCACGGAUAGGUGCUUACUUGGAGUCUCUGAGGCAGAGCGGUGGUACGCCAUGUGUUAUACGAGAACCUCAAGACGAAGCUCGAUCUCUAUCACCCCGUACCGCUCGUGCUCAGCCGCACAUGAUACGCUCCAACUCAUCGGGCGGGGUCACUGCUCCAGCGCCGGCUUCACCACGUGCAGCCCGCGCUCCUCCUCCCCUUCGCUCGUUCAACAGUCCGGCGAAACCACGACCGAGGCUAGCUGAACUAGAGUUCCCUCCCCCACCGCCAGAUCUACCACCACCCCCAGAAGAUACACAACCCCCACCACCACCUCCGCCACCCGAUUGUUGUACGGGAACAAAUGAUACUGAUGAUACCAUUGUACAGGAACGAGACAGCGAAGUUAAACCUGCAAAGCAAAUCAUGAAGGAGAUGCUAGAACUGAAAUUAGUUGCAGAAAUCAAAGAGAGGGCAGAUAAAAAAUUAAGCAAACUAAAGGAAUCACCGCCGCCGAAUGAAGUUAUGGAAAUGCAUACAUCGUUCGGAGAUCCCGUGACGCGUUUGGUUUCCGAGCUCUCCGAAAGUUUAAAUAUGGAAGCUUUGCGUAAACAAGAGAAGAAGAUUGAACAACCGAAACCAAUUGAUAAUGGCAAGGAGACCAUAUCUCCUAUUGAUCUCAAAGCCAGUUUGCGAAAGACGUCCUUUGGAAACAACGUCGAAAAGAAAACCGAACCAGAGACAAAAACUGAUUUCAAAUCACAAUUAAAAAAAGUUGACACAAAUAGAAUGUGUAUUACUAGUAAGGACUCAGAGGAGCCUGGUCGCUCAAUAAUUGACUUUAAAUCCCGAUUGCGAAAAGUAGAAGGUAACUGUCCUGCGACAAACGGCACAUCCAAAAAGUUGGAACAAUGCUCCCCAGAAGAUUUAAGAAAGGAUAUCUCUAGUAAGAGUGAUGAAUCAGACAAGAAACGUCCUGAAAGCGCAUCAUUAGACACCAGUGGCGGCGACGACGAAGAUAAAAGACGAAGCACUGGAAGCAUCAGUAGCUUAAAAAAAUUAUGGGAGAGUAAGGAGAGUGAUGAAAGACUCAGUCCAAAAAUGAGACCAAAAGGGGAAGAGAGUGAAGAAGGUUCCCCAGAAGAGAGGAGUGCGCUCGGCAGAAGCGGCAGCAUCCUAGCCAGAAGAGAUGAAAAGCCAACUGUGGCCAAUAAGCCUGCAGUACGCGCUCGACCUUUAGGAAAGGGUGGCAUCUAUGCCACUCCUUUAGCACCGACGACAUCCGACGAUGACGGAGAUGCACUCGCCGCUCUCCGGACGUUACUAGAAUGCUGCACUAACGAGGUGCGUCGAGGUUGUAGUGGAACAGCGGGCGGCCGCGGGUCACUAUGGCGUCUCCAGACAUCCGAGCGUCUCGCACGUCUGAGUGGUGCUUGUGCGACGGCAGCGGGCAGCUGUGCGCCGCAGUUACGACUGCAGCUGAGGGCUGUCGCUGCCCGACUGGAGGCUGAGGCGCGCGCCCUGGCCUCGCCCGCCCCACACCACCACCACCUCGCUGACGGUGUCGAGAAGGCACUCAAAGAUCUCGCUACAAUCGUACAUAGAUAA
Molecule: messenger RNA, 3684 nt
Organism: Danaus chrysippus (African queen)
Lineage: Eukaryota; Metazoa; Arthropoda; Insecta; Lepidoptera; Nymphalidae
Source: the annotation of a GenBank genome assembly